Messenger RNA from Cryptotermes secundus, 2651 nucleotides. Its product is annotated as TATA-box-binding protein. NCBI's taxonomy places the organism in Eukaryota, Metazoa, Arthropoda, Insecta, Blattodea, Kalotermitidae. The transcript is spliced from 6 exons. Gene Ontology annotation, biological process: DNA-templated transcription initiation. Bases 643 to 1371 code for a protein of 242 amino acids. Gene Ontology annotation, molecular function: RNA polymerase II general transcription initiation factor activity; DNA binding. The record is from RefSeq and is a predicted model, not a curated record.
CCUGCUAAGUAUCUAGUAAUCCGUUCUCAGAGCCUGGUAACGAAAAGGUAAACAGUUGCUGUUGAAUGCCGAAUAUGCACGAAGCGAUACGAAUGUUCGUGUGAGGCGUGGUGAUAGAGAUUGUGUGGUUUUUAGAAUUAUUAAUCUGCUUUGGUUGCAGGUAAUCGCGAUUUGUUUAUAUCAAAAGGGUUUUCAUCUACCGACAGUUGAUGAGCUUGAGAAGUGAGCGAUUACUGUUGUCAACUGGGUACUUGGUGAGAGAACCUCGAGAAUUCGUGAAUAAAAAUUGUGGGAUGUGAGUUGGCAGUUCUGAGUAAAAGAUGGAGAAGGGAAUGGCCAGUUGAACAAAAGCGUGGAGGGUGAAAAAAUGAUUCGUUCUUUAAACUAAUGAAAGGUUUAACACGUUAUUGAUUGAAUGUGUGUUUGUAGAAUUACGUAUCAAGAUGACGUGAAAGUAUUAUGUUAAGAGUGACACGUUGAACAAGCUGUUAAAGAGUCACCAGCUUGACCGAACAAAAGCAGUGUAGCCGUACUUGUGUACAGUUUAUUUAUGAGAAAACUUCUAUCGGGUUGUAUUUUACAGUGUGUGUAGCGGCAUUAAUACACAAGCGUGUAUUUCGUGUUUAAGUUGUGAAAUCCAUAAUGGCCGAAACCGACAAAAGGGGGAUAGAAUCAAGUAAGGUUCAGAGUGUCGAACAUUUUACUUCGCCACAGCACACCGUAACAUCACGUGUUAUGCCACCACCUUCAUCAAAUGCUGUACCUCGACCCUCAACACAUGUGGCACCCCAUUCUUUAAUUACCCCCCAGACACCUGUAACAGGAGAUCCUGGAUUGGUUCCCACACUUCAAAAUGUGGUCUCAACGGUGAACUUGGCCUGCCCGUUGGAUCUGAUGAAGAUAAACUUUCGUACCCGUAAUUCGGAGUACAACCCAUCGAGGUUCUCGGGUAUUGUUAUGAGGAUACGAGAACCACACACUACUGCCCUCCUGUUUAGGUCAGGUAAAAUGGUUAUCACUGGAGCCAGGAAUGAAGCUGAUUCCCGAUUAGCAGCUCGAAAAUAUGCUCGCAUCAUACAGAAGCUUGGAUUUCCGGUACAGUUUUUGGAUUUUAAAAUUCAGAACAUUGUUGGAACAUGUGACGUGAGGUUUCCUAUACGAGUGGAAGGCCUCAACCAAGUACAUGGACAAUUCAGCAGCUAUGAGCCUGAACUUUUUCCUGGUCUAAUUUACCGUAUGGUGAAACCAAGAGUAGUGCUACUUAUAUUUGUGAAUGGCAAGUUGGUUAUGACAGGAGCAAGAACGCGAGAAGACUUGCAGGAAGCUCUUGACAACAUUUAUCCCAUAUUAAGGAGUUAUAAGAAACAGUGAAAAAAUAUAUUUAUGGAGAGUAAUGUGUCUGCCUUUAUAUAUCCAACGGAUACUAAAGGGUUUUUCCCUGGUGGAAGCUGACAUCAUCUCCAUCCAGUUAUGAGCAUAAGAACAAGUGGACUGUACCUGCAGUCUCCCAUUUGUAUUUGUGGUGUGGUCGUACGGGGAUGUCUUCACUGAUAUUUUUAUAAAAAUGGUUUAUUUGUUUCAUGUGGUGAUAUCUGUGUUUUAGGUUGGUUUAGCAAACAGUGGACUUCAAGACUAACCAAAGGGAAAUCUUAAAAAUAUGGAUUCAGAUGGUGAUUUCCUGGGUUAUGCCAUUGUACAGUCUCAAGAAUGGUUAUGGAUAUUUAGAAAGACGCUGCUCUUUCUUUGCAGAUUGCAGUGUAGAUUUUAACCACCAUGAAAACAUAUCUUUAAAAUAUAGGACGUUUGAUAGAUACUGACUUGGGUUCAUUGAAUUUUAACAUUAAAUUGAGGAACAUUAAAUGGGGAUUCUGCUACAAAAUAUAAAACAUUUCCUUCCUUCCCCUCGGCGCUACAGGUCAGGGUGAGCUUUGGACUCAUGAACAAUCUGCCUCCAUUCUUCUCUACAUCUAUGCGAGGCCGAUCAUCUGAUUUCUGAACAAUUUAAUUUUUACAGUGUGAGGUUGUUAGCCUCAUGCCCAACACCCAACCUGGAGGACUGGGGUGUUCCUCUUCAUCUGGCUCCAACCCCUUGACCUGUCUGGCAUGGGUGACUACCAGUAGCUACACUACUGUCAGCAUAGCUCUCAGGAUCACUCAAACUCCACCACCACAGUACGGUGGGAUCCCCAUCAGUAGGGAAUAUAGGACAUUGUUACUGAAAAUGUACCUGAUGUCUGAUGUAGUUGUUAGUCUAAGAUCUCCAAUAUUGUAAUGUAAUAUAUGUUUAUAUUCAUAAUUAAGUCUUGUAUGGACCUUUGUUUUCUUACAUACGUGCAGUAGCUACAGCCAGUCAGUAUACCCACUACGCUAUUCCCGCUCCUAAUGCAACCUAAGACUGUUUACAGUCGCUCCUUUAUUUUAAAAUUCCCUUAAAAUCGCAUUUAAUUGCAACAUGUUUCAUCCUUACAAGGCCAUCUUCAGGCAAUUUUUCACCAACUGAAACUGCACUGUAUAUAACGGAUGGUGAAUUUUUUAAUAGUUCUGCAUUGGUGGUAGUUGUAUUUGUAAUGAUAAUGGGUACUGGCCUCAUUGUAUGAACAUUGUGUGCAAGUUUUUUGUAUAUGUUACAAUAAAAACUUAAAAUCCAUUAA